AUGUACUAUUCCUCAUCAUUGGCAAUAUCGUCGCCCAAGUGGCCGCAGUUCACAGUUCACUACAGUAAUUCUAAUGCCUCAAGCAACCUUGCAGGUGAAAAUGAAAUGGAGGUUGAAAAAAGCCGUUCGAGUUUCGCUUUUGUUAAAUUGCUUGUAUUAAACCAGCAACGAAGCGUGAUCCUGGUGGCAUUCGGUAUACAGGCUGCGAAAGCUUUAAAAUUAGUUCGACUCGUAAUCAUUAUGGUAGUGGUUGUUGGAUGUCGGCGGGAAGAUGGGAAAGAACACAUUCGGGAUGAGCCAAAGAAAUUGUUUAUCCCAUAA
Messenger RNA from Loa loa (African eye worm), 321 nucleotides. RefSeq lists its product as hypothetical. The record is from RefSeq and is a predicted model, not a curated record. The transcript is spliced from 3 exons. NCBI's taxonomy places the organism in Eukaryota, Metazoa, Nematoda, Chromadorea, Rhabditida, Onchocercidae. Bases 1 to 321 code for a protein of 106 amino acids.